Molecule: messenger RNA, 714 nt
Organism: Penicillium arizonense
Lineage: Eukaryota; Fungi; Ascomycota; Eurotiomycetes; Eurotiales; Aspergillaceae
Product: HAD family hydrolase
Exons: 4
Coding region: 1-714 (237 amino acids)
Molecular function (GO): beta-phosphoglucomutase activity; sugar-phosphatase activity
Source: RefSeq, a predicted model, not a curated record
AUGUCAUCAGCAAGAGGAUCCUUCUCUGCGCCUGCGCAGGUCCACGAAUUCGAUGGAGUCCUCUCUGACUUUGACGGCACGAUUAUCGAUUCCACAGAUGCAAUUGUGAAGCAUUGGCACGAAAUCGGCACCGAGCUAGGUGUCGACCCCAAGACUAUCCUGGCGACCUCUCAUGGCCGCCGCAGCAUUGACACUAUGGCACUAUAUGACCAAACCAAGGCCAACUGGGAUUACGUAAACCACGUCGAAGGUCAAAUCCCCAAGAAAUACGGCUCAGACGCCGUCGAAAUCCCAGGCGGCCGCGACCUCCUCUCAGCUCUGGAAACCACCAAUGCGCGCUGGGGUGUAGUAACAUCCGGCACGCGCGCCCUGAUCGACGGCUGGCUGGAAGUUCUCGGCCUCACACACCCGAAGAUGCUGGUAGUCGCCGAAGACGUGCCACUAGGCAAACCCGACCCCCGCUGCUACCUCCUCGGCGCGAAGAAGCUCGGGCUCGAAGAGUCCAAGUCUAUUGUUGUGCUUGAGGAUGCGCCGUCUGGGAUUAAGGCUGGUAAGGCGGCUGGGUAUAAGGUUAUUGCGUUAAGUACUACGCAUUCGCUGGAGAAGUUGAAGGAGGCUGGUGCGGAUUGGAUUGUGCAGGAUUUGAGGAGUCUUUCUGUUGUUAGUGUUGAGGGUGGGAAGGUCAAGAUUGAAAUCCGGGAUGCCUUGCAAUAG